AUGGCAAUGUUAACGGGUGGUUGGAUGACAUGGGCAGGUUUUGAGUGUUUAGGUUAUUCGACACAACUUGUUAGUAGUGGGAAUUUACGGGAAGGAGUGGUGUGUUCGCUGGAAACGGCGAUGUCAAGAAAAUCGGCGUUUGGGUUGUCAUUGCUUGGGCUAGCGGCGACAUUAAGGGAGUCACUUGUGCUUCCGGUGGUGUCUGGAUUAUCGGCGAUGGGUGGAAUGUUGAUUGUGUGCCGGUCGUCUGAGUUAGUGGUGGCAUCGCUUGAAGUAUCGCUUAAACAGUGGUGA
This is a messenger RNA of Lactuca virosa, 294 nucleotides long. The record is from the annotation of a GenBank genome assembly. NCBI's taxonomy places the organism in Eukaryota, Viridiplantae, Streptophyta, Magnoliopsida, Asterales, Asteraceae.